AUGUGUCAUGUUGCCACAGCCUGUGAAGCAUCACUCCCUGCAUCGGAGGCUGAACCCCUGAGGAUUGUUCUGUUGGGGAGGACGGGAACAGGCAGGAGCUCCUCAGGUAACACCAUCCUGGGUAGAUCCGCCUUCUGGGUCAGCGUCUCCCCCUGUUCCGUCACCACAGAGUGCAACAGACAGACUGGGACGGUCCACGGGCGGAGCAUCUCUGUGAUUGACACUCCAGGUUUCUUGCACACACACCUGUCCCCUGAGGAGGUCAUGGCAGGGGUGGGACAGAGUGUUGCCCUGUCCUCUCCGGGACCCCACGCCUUCUUGGUGACCCUGCAGCCCGGCAGGUUAACCCAGGAGGAGAGGGACGCCUUAGAGUGGAUCAAGGCUACGUUUGGACCCGGAGCCACCAGGUUUACCACGGUGCUGUUCACCUGGGGAGACCAGCUACGGGGGAAACGCAUCGAGGACUUCCUAGGGGAGAGCAACGAGCUGUCGGAAUUUGUCAGCGGAUGCCAUGGAGGGUAUCACGUCUUCGAUAACAGUGAACAAGGAAAGACAACGGAGUGCGCCCAACAGGUCGUACACCUCCUGAAGAAGGUAGACAGGACUGUGGCGAGCAACGGAGGCGGUUGCUAUAGCAAUGAGAUGUUCAAGGAGGCUGAGAGGGCCAUCAGGGAGGCGCGAAAGAGGAUUCUGGGAGAGAGAGGACACAAGGCGGAGUCCCCAAAGAAGGUGGCUCAAAACAAAGAGGAGCAGAGACCCGAGUUGGGGAGGAGGAGGGAGGAAGAGGAGAGGAGGAGGAGGAAGGAAGAGGAGGCCAGGAAACGGGUGGAGAGGCUCUUCUGGUGCGAGUUGGUGACUGCGGUGGGGAAAGGUGCUGCAGAGGGGGCAGGGAUCAUGGGGAAAGACGACGACGGGAAGGGGAAGGCUGUGAAGAAGGUGAAGGUGGUGGAGAGGGCAGUGGCUCUGGCAGCAUCGCCGCUCUCCAUCACUUCAGCCGCCAAAGCGGUGGGAGGAGCUGUGAGGGAAGGGAGCAAGGUGUUAUAUAAGCACAGGAAAACUUUCCUGAAAACACCUCACUGAACAAAGUCAAGUAUCCCUCAUUGCAGUUUAAAACCGUUGAUCAAUGUAGAGACGUGAUGUGUGAAAGUCUUUCUUUUUUGACAUUGUGUAUCUAAAUCAUGUUAUCUCUGUUUUACAGCAACACAACGCGCCAGCAC
This is a messenger RNA of Cyclopterus lumpus (lumpfish), 1217 nucleotides long. RefSeq names its product GTPase IMAP family member 7-like. Bases 1 to 1080 code for a protein of 359 amino acids. The record is from RefSeq and is a predicted model, not a curated record. The transcript has a single exon. Gene Ontology annotation, molecular function: GTP binding. NCBI's taxonomy places the organism in Eukaryota, Metazoa, Chordata, Actinopteri, Perciformes, Cyclopteridae.